Messenger RNA from Exophiala viscosa, 2290 nucleotides. RefSeq lists its product as uncharacterized. Bases 243 to 2024 code for a protein of 593 amino acids. The record is from RefSeq and is a predicted model, not a curated record. NCBI's taxonomy places the organism in Eukaryota, Fungi, Ascomycota, Eurotiomycetes, Chaetothyriales, Herpotrichiellaceae. The transcript has 4 exons.
CUGGAACAUCCUAAAUGGGGGGUAGACUGACAAGACUUCACGGAGGAAAACCGUCGGGUCUGAAGUUCUUUUAUGCUCGCUGCAAGGCGCAUAACAUAAGAGAUAAUGUGACUUGUCUGGACCCGACAUGCACUUACUCGGGCAUACACUUCAUAUGCCGGGAAUGAUUGUGGCCGCCCGGGGUGGAGGUUUAUCGGGGUAAGCUGGUGAAGGCCUAGUCUGGUCGAUGCGAGCCAUGGGCUAUGUCAGGUCGCCUUGCAACCGAUAUUCUCCAAAGGGACAAGAAUGCCUUGCACUAUCUCGUCACACUCGUAGCCUGGGCAUCGAGGUUUAUGAUUGGCGGCCGGGGUCUUCAAUCACCUAGACGUCCAUCUCAGAACGACAUGUCAGUCUCCACCUCUUCAAGUGUAGCUGAGGGUAUAAGGCUGAACCGCCUCUUGUCUGGCGCGACCGAGGUUGGCUCAACUGCAACGCAAAACAACCCGCAGGAGCAAGGUACACUUCUGAAGGAAGAAUCGUACUCUUUUUUCAGUACGCUACUGACAGCUAAAUCUGUUAAAUCACCACUCAUCCUAAGGCCUUGGAACCCUCAUCUUCUGGAGCAAACAUUCUCGAACGAAAACAACUUCCGAGCUACAUCCGAGGUUGGGGUGCUGAGGAUCGACCAACAUGGCACUUCUUGGUCGCCAGCUCUCUCCGACGAGGAGAUCAGUCAUCAUUGGAAGUCGCCAACACCGUCCUCGUCCCCAAGUGUCGAUACUUCUUGCCCGGAGCACACUCUUGUCGUGUUCUUCAUCCACCUCGAGUUCGAAAAAGCGGCGCAGUACGAGCGUAAGGCCAGCAUCUCAAGACAGUGCCUUCAAGACCUCACGGCGCAUAUCGGCGUGCAUGACGCUGCAGUUCAGAACCUUCUCGGUCGACCUGACUACUGGUCUGCAUUCUGGCGGCGGAAAGACAUACAGGGGAAGCAGGCGGUGGGCUACGAGUUCUAUUGCCAGCAUCCACGGUGGCUGCAGAUCGGGCGUUACGACAAGAAAGUGCAUCGCGCUCCAUGCUCCGUCUACCUACACCACGACGCCACGUUGAACACCUCAUACUACGUCAUUUCUGCCGCAGCCAACGACAGUUGCAUGACCGGGCUUCUGGAAGAGAUGGGAGUCCCUGAACAGAAGACAUCCUAUUUCACAAGUACUACGAGCCAGGCCACGGGAGACCCUUUCCUGAUCCAUGCCAUCGUGUCGGGAUAUGCGUACCAGCAAUCUACUCAGUACCUCGCGGACGUUCGAGGGCGGCUAAUGGCCGAGAUUGCAGAGGUGAACAACUACUCCAAGGAGUCGUAUGCGGCGCCGCGACCAGGCGAGCCUGGAGCGCACGAUGGGCGGAAGAAGCUCGAGAGCAUUACCAAGAAUCUGCAUCUUGUCUCGCAGACAUGUGACACGGGUAUUGCAAAUGCUGACAUGUCUAUCAUGCUCUGCACAGAGAUGCUUGACGCUUAUGCCGCAUUUUCGAAGAGUGAUACCUUGCAGGGACCACCUCUUGAGCCCCGGAGGCAACUCCAAGACUCUCUCGGAUGGGUCUUGAAGACGUGGCACUGCCAGAAGAACUGGCUGAUCAGCUACAAAGCUCGGAAAGACACAGCCAUGAAUUUCGUCUACAACCUUGUCACGCAGCAAGACAACUCUGUCAACAUUGACAUUGCCCACGAAACUGCAAGGCAUAGCUCUUCAAUGCACGCCAUCACCAUCCUCACCUUGGUAUUUCUUCCAGGCACAUUUCUUGCGGGAGCAUUCGGAUCGGGAAUCUUCAACAAACAGGACGUUCACGGCAUCUCCAACAUCUUUUGGCCGUUCAUAUACACCCUCAUUCCUCUUACAUUUGUCACCUUAGGCCUGUGGUUCUGGCGUGGUCGGCUCGAACGCUUCUACAAAUGGCGUCAAGAGCGACUACUCAAAAUGAAGAGGGUGAAGGACCUCGAGGGUGGAAUAGAGACCGAUACUAACGGAGCCCCUGGACGGACAGCCUGAUCACGUGGCAAUGCCGCCGCACGCUGACAUACCCCGAGUGACCACGCCUCUCUCAAGUUGGAAGCAACAUCGUCUGCCAUGAAGAGCACUACUGCACGGACUAGCAGAGGCGGCUGCCAGCGUGCGGCACCCACCAGGCUAGCAUGGCACACAUGGUAUGCUGUGGGCGUGGACAUAUCCUCGGCUUUAGGGCGGAGUUAAACGGUCUUCUCUUCAACAGCCUCACUCGUGCAUGAUGUCUAGGUGUAUAAGAAGUAAAGAGCGGG